This is a messenger RNA of Microcebus murinus (gray mouse lemur), 4065 nucleotides long. It is a transcript of the gene SLC17A2, whose product is annotated as solute carrier family 17 member 2. The record is from RefSeq and is a predicted model, not a curated record. Lineage: Eukaryota; Metazoa; Chordata; Mammalia; Primates; Cheirogaleidae. Gene Ontology annotation, molecular function: transmembrane transporter activity. Gene Ontology annotation, cellular component: apical plasma membrane. Gene Ontology annotation, biological process: monoatomic anion transport; transmembrane transport.
CAGGCUUUCUGCUCUGAGAAUGUAGGACCAAACUUGGUGCUGUCUGACUGCCACGUGGCUCACUAUUUAUCUCUGUGAAACCCAGCAGAAUUAUUUAAAAAGAAAGAAGGGAUGGAAACUCCCUCUUUCUUCAAAUUAGCCUUACUGUCUAGGGCUUAAAAUACCGGUUUAAUGGUGAAGAGCGAGACUUGAGAGGCCACUGGUGCCAAUGGACACUGGGGAUGAUGGUCACUUCUCUGAGGAUCUUAUAAAAAAACCGUUGUGGUAAAAGAGAUUCGGGGCACAGGGAAACUACACCGCAAAGUGUGGUACCAUUUCCUAGAGAAGCUAAAUGGACGAGAAGCCUACCACCAGGAAAGGUCCAGAUUUCUGUUCCUUACGCUAUGGGUUGGCUCUCAUCAUGCACUUCUCAAAUUUCACCAUGAUAACCCAGCGUGUGAGUCUGAGCAUUGCGAUCAUUGCCAUGGUGAACAGCACUCAACAGCAUGGUCUAUCGAAUGCCUCCACUGAGGGGCCUCUUGCAAACAACCUCAGUAACCUCAGCAGAUCCAUCAAAGAAUUUAAAACAAGAGACUCUGUAUAUCAAUGGAGCCCAGAGAUUCAAGGUGUCAUCUUUAGCUCCAUCAACUACGGGAUAAUAUUGACUCUGAUCCCGAGUGGAUAUUUAGCGGGGAUAUUUGGAGCAAAACAUAUGCUUGGUACUGGCUUGCUGAUCUCUUCCCUUCUCACCCUCUUUACACCAUGGGCUGCUGACUUUGGAGUGAUUUUGGUCAUUGUGAUUCGUACAGUUCAGGGCAUGGCCCAGGGAAUGGCAUGGACAGGUCAGUUUACAAUUUGGGCAAAAUGGGCUCCGCCACUGGAACGAAGCAAGCUCACCACCAUUGCAGGAUCAGGAGUAGCAUUCGGAUCCUUCAUCAUACUCUGUGUAGGAGGAUUAAUCUCACAGGCCUUGGGCUGGCCUUUUAUCUUCUAUAUCUUUGGUAGCACUGGCUGUGUCUGUUGUCUCCUGUGGUUCACGGUGAUUUAUGAUGACCCCAUGCAUCACCCGUGCAUAAGUGUCAGGGAGAAGGAACACAUCGUGUCCUCACUGGCUCAACAGUCCAGUUCUCCUAGACGAUCUGUCCCUAUAAAGGCCAUGGUCAGAUGCCUUCCACUUUGGGCCAUUUUCACGGGUUUUUUCAGCCAUUUCUGGUUAUGCACCAUAAUCAUAACGUAUCUACCGACAUACAUCAGUACUGUGCUCCAUGUUAACAUCAGCAAUAGUGGGGUUCUGUCCUCCCUGCCUUUUAUUGCUGCCUCAAGCUGUACAAUUCUAGGAGGUCAGUUGGCAGAUUUCCUUCUGUCCAGGAAUCUUCUCAGAUUGAUCACUGUGCGAAAACUCUUUUCAUCCCUAGGGCUUCUCCUUCCAUCACUAUGUGCGGUGGCCCUGCCCUUUGUGGCUUCCAGUUACAUGGCAACCAUUAUUUUGCUGAUACUUAUUCCUGGGACCAGCAACCUAUGUGACUCAGGUUUUAUCAUCAACACCUUAGAUGUUGCCCCCAGAUAUGCAAGUUUCCUCAUGGGAAUUUCAAGGGGAUUUGGACUUCUCGCAGGAAUUGUCUCUUCUACUGCCACUGGAUUCCUUAUCAGUCAGGAUUCUGAGUCUGGUUGGAGGAAUGUCUUUUUCCUGUCUGCUGCUGUCAACGUGUUUGGCCUGGUCUUCUACCUCAUGUUUGGACAAGCAGAAAUCCAGGACUGGGCCAAAGAGAGGACUCUCACCCGCUUCUGAGGAUAUAGAGUUGUAAACGUAAAUGUAGUACUGAGUGUUAACUUUUCAACAUUUUAUACUUACACCCUCCUUUUUUUAUAUAUUCUUGAACAUGGACUCAGCAGUUUUUAACUCUGGCUAUGUUUUAGACUUCCCUAGAAAGCCUCUAAAACAUACUGAUGCCUAGGACCCACUCUAGAGAUCCUGAAUGAAUUGGUCUGGGGUAGAGCCCAGAAACCACUAAUUUUUAGAUACUCCCCCAGGGGCUUCUAACAUGCAGCCAGGGUUGACAACUGCUGGACAAACUUGAAAAGUCAGUUCUUGUUGCCCUUAAAUUUCCCUUUUUGGAAAUUUAAUUCAAGGUGAAUAAAAAUCUAUGUGAAAAUAAUCACCGAUAAAUAUCUUCUUGGGGGUCAUUAUUGGCUACAGAGAAGAUCUACUGGGAAUGGUAGUCAUAUGUUAUAGGGUUCAGCACAGAACAGAAUUUUGAAGCUGUAAUCUACAGAAUUAACAUUUUCAAUUUUUUUAUACAUUGUAAAACAUGGAUGUUUAUUUAUAUGGUUAAAUUCUAUUAAAAUUACAUGCUAAAAUUAAAUAGACCGCUUUCCAAUUAUUUAGAUUAGGAUGAUUUCCAUCAGAUGAAACAGAUAUUUUCUUAUUCUAGCCAUUGCAGGAGAUUAACAACUGGAAAAUGAAUGAGGUUAUCUAGAAAUCGGACAAAGUAAAGAUAGAAUUGGAAAGCUUCUACUGUGAGAAGAAUGGAUGUGAGAGGAAGCAAUGUGGAUACUUCCAGAAGGAACAGAGAGAUAGUUUAGAGUGAGAUAUAAUGAAAAUUGGAAGGAGAUGACAGAGGCACUUUCAAGUGAAAUGACAAUUAAUGUGGGGGUGAAAAAUACUGCAGGUAUAACAAGAUGAAACAGGGCAUAGCAAAGCAUCACAAAUGAGAGAUGUGAUGCUUUCUACCUUUUGAGGGUAGAAAAAGAUCAUUUGACCUUCUUCAUAUUUUCCUUAUUUUCCCAAGAUACUCAAAUAGGGAUCAUUAAUCCUAGCAGAAAUUAAUUCUGGCUUCUACCACUUAAAACACAUUCUUUAUGUUGUCUCCAUAGAGCUAAUUCUAGUUUUGCCACUUUUCUAUAGAAGAAGUUUUUGCCAUAUUUAAAAUCCCAAUAGAACUGCAAGGUCAAGAGCCUCGGGCUAAUUUAGCAAGUGAAGAGAAUCUCCUAAUGCAAAUCAACAGUUAUAUUUGAGCAGAUGUUUUCAGGGACACAUAGUGUCAGGCCCCUGAGAGUGACACUAAGAUGAGAACACUGGUCCUGCCUUGUGGGUAUUGAUGAUACAGAGAGGAAGGGGAAUUUGUAGAAAACUAAAAGAAGGGGGAAAAAAGAGAGAUGAGUAAAAUGGAUAUGCAAAUUAUAUUAAUAAUAUAUACAGACAAAAAAGAAACACCCCCCCCAAAAGGCAGAUGACCCAAUAGAAAGAUGGGCAAAUGACUUGAAUAGGAACUUCAUAAUAGAGAAAUUUUCAGUGACUCAGCAGCAUAUAUAAAGAUAUUCAGCUUCAUUAGUCAUUACAGAAAUGAAAAUCAAAACCACAGUGAGAUGCUACUCUAUAAUUAACAGAAUGGCUAAAAUGAAAAAAGAUGGAAAACAAAAUGUUGACAAGAGUGUGGAACAACUGGGACUUUCAUAUACUAUAAAUGUGGGUGCAAAUUAGAACUUUGGAAAGUCACUUGGCAAUGCCUCCUAAAGCUAAAUGUACAAUUCCAAUGACUCAGACAUUUCCCUUAGAAAUGCACACAUACAUUCAUAAAACAUGUAGAACAAUGUUCAUACAUUGUUCUGAAUGAACAAUGUUCAUAGAUGUUCAAAAACAUGUAGAACAAUGUUCACGAGCUAUAAUAGCCCAAACAGGGAACAACUAAAUUGCCUGCUAGGUGAAGUAAAUAAAAUCAUGGUCUAUUCAUAUAGCAAUGAGAAUGGACAGACCCCAAUACACAACACCACAGAUGAGUCUCAUGAACACAAGAUAGAGUGAAACAAGACAAAGAGUACAUUCUUCUAAGGUUUAUAUAGAGUUUUUAAAAGCAGACAAAACUAUCCUGUUAAAAAUCAAGUUAAGUGAUUUAUCUUGGGUGGAGUCACAACUGGAUGGGGGUGCUUAAGAAGGGCUCCUUGGGUACUGGCAAUAUUUUGUUUCUUGACUUGGGUGCUAGUCAUGCAGGUAUGUUUGCUUUGUGAAAACUACAUUUAUGAUUGCACACUUUUAUGUAUGUAAAACCUAAAACAUUUACUUGAAACAAAUAAAAAAUUUCAUCUAUU